AUGGGGAGCUCCAUCGUUUUCCAUUCGCGCCUUUCCGUCUCUCUUCUAUGUGCGUGUAUCGUGGGGCUGAGUGCCUCUCAUAGACAUGCUUUCGCCGAGCCUAACGUCGCCUCACCCGACAUGACUCCUUCUAUGGAGCCUAUGAAGAUGGGAGAGCUAAUGAUGGCGCCGGAUGCAUUUCCCACAGAAGCGAGAGAGGGCGUGAAAAUGGAAGAGGGCCUGUUUGGCAGAAAGACCGUCGUCGAGCAGGUCAUCUCUAAUGCUGUGAAGCGGUUCGCCGAUGCGUUCACGGCACACCAAAGCAAAAUAAAUUUCGAGUCAGAAUAUCUCAAUCCAGUCGAAGAAGAACUUUCGGCGGUGAUGCAUGCAGUGGAGCUUUUUCAGCAGUUUGUUCUUCCUCCGGUGGCAGAGGUGGCUAAGCUGCCCAUGGAGGCUUUGCGGGCUGCGUCAGAGGUAGUUGAUGACCUCCUCCGGCGUUUCAUUGACCCAGAAGUGGGUGAUGCCGGAAACGCAGAUGGAGGUGGACUCGGCACAGUCGAGGGCUCUUGCGACAGGCGAACGACCUACAACAUCAGAUCAACCGACGACCUGCAAGAAAACAGAGCGGACCUGGAAUGCAUUUUCGCCCGCGGAGAAGCUCCCAGACGACCUCCUUUGGGUGUUGUGGUGGGACGUGUUCAUGAGGCUGGCGCGACAGACCUAUACAAUCUCGCAAUGAAAAUUUGGUGGGCUGGCAAGCUCGCUUUUCAAACGCGCUGCGGAUCGUCAAGAGACGUGUUCAUGAUUCAAAACCUGAUACACAAGAUGCGUGACCAAGCAAGCCAAGUCCAUCUUGGUGUCAUCAACAACGAGCAUAUGUACCGCAACGUUGUCGAUGUCCUCAGGAAAGUUGGGGAAACAGAAGACGGAGGCCACAUUUUGCUGGGCAAAGCCAUGCUUAGAGAUCCACUAGAUUUUCCAGAUAAUGGAGAUAUACUCGCAGCCUUCUGGUCCGGUGUCUCGUACGACCACGAUGCAUUUCAGUCUUCUCGUGGAGACUUCAAGUUGGCGCAAUUGGAUCGAUCGUUCACAUACAGACACCAGAGCAUCGUUGAGGUGUUGCGCCGGUUUUUGCCCCUCCUUGAGCUUGUUGGAGACCCUACGACCGUUGGUCCUCUUCUCUAUGAUAGCGUGCUUCGGUGGAAGUCGGGAAAAGAGCUUCUGUCGCCCACGCAGGCAUCCGCUGCGCGCAAUUAUCGUAUGGGUGGCGAACCGGCGGAUUCCCAGUUCCGCCUGGGUCCAUAUCCGGAAGAUAGAGCACCAUUCUCAUAUCUCAGUGGUGCUCUUCCACCUCGAUUCUCCAUCGCCGACCUUCUUCAGAAAUUUAAAAGUGAAGCUGAAGAUGCGGCUACCGCCGGCGUGGAGGCUUCCUCCUAA
This is a messenger RNA of Besnoitia besnoiti, 1416 nucleotides long. RefSeq lists its product as uncharacterized. The coding region runs from base 1 to 1416 and encodes 471 amino acids. The transcript has 5 exons. The record is from RefSeq and is a predicted model, not a curated record. NCBI's taxonomy places the organism in Eukaryota, Apicomplexa, Conoidasida, Eucoccidiorida, Sarcocystidae.